AUGGGCUUGUUCAGUACACAUUCGGCCAGCCUUUUGGUCUUCAUCUUUGUACUCGCACAUGCGGUUCCCGAGAAUCCUCGAGUUCUCGUCUUGUUGGAUGACCCCAAGAUCGAACAAACUCAUUCCAUUUAUUUGAAAUCUCUCAAAGACCGAGGCUUCGUGUUGACCAUCAAGAAAGCUGAUGAUCCAUCUCUCGCGUUGAUCAAGUUUGGCGAAUUCUUGUACGAUCACGUUAUUGUGUUGGCUCCUAAAGUCGAAGGUAAGUUUCGUCGUUUUUUGGCAUUUUUCCCUAUUUUUAGAUAACAUUUAAAGUACGCGCGUCGCCAUAACUAGGGAACACUUGGCCAUUUUUUUUAAAUAAAUCGCGUCGAGACCAAAAUUAACUUGAAAUCGUACGUGUGUACGGUAGAAAAAAUAUUUUUUUGCGGCUGCAGCCGGAAAUUUUGUUGUUUGAUAUCGCGAUGGAUUGAUCUCAGUAAGUUAUUUUAUGUUUAUUUUUGCUUGUUUCUAGACGGCGAGCUCAGGGACGGUUAGAGAAGGUCGUUUACUAGUUUUUUUUUAUGAUUUCUUUCAAAAUUUGUCGGGUUUCCUUUCUUCUCGUGAAAAAUGCUAUCUUAUCCAUGAUUUGUUAGUAUUAUCGUCUAAAGAAGCUGUGAAAAACAUGAACAAGCGCUCUUCUGUCUGUUUAAAUUACUAUUUAGACUGAAAAACCAUUUUUUGAAAAAUCCGAUAUUAUCCAUUUAUUUUGCUUGAACUUUUCAGUUUGUUCACGUCAACCAAUGGACUACCACCAUACCUCCUACAGCAACUUCGACUCCUUCCCCUCCCGAUUAUCUGUGAUUUGCAAGAAGCCGUAUUAUUCCCUCCAACAUUUCCUCUUUACUUUUUCAGAAUCAAGAUUUAUAAUAUAAAUUUAUUAACCUUCUCUUAUGUCUUUAUUGUUAUUAUUAUUCAACGCGUUAUAAUUAUAAGUCUCCACUGCGGAGGAUGUGGGCUUUGUGACGGCAUCGACUUCAUGAUCAUGCGCGAGUUCUGUUGGAGUAGGAGGCGGGCCGUUCCAGGAAGAAGCACGAAGUCUGCCUCGUAGAUAAUGACAUCCAGAUCGCAGGGGAUCUUGUCAUUUUUGACACGUUCGCAGAGAGUCCUAAAAGCGAGUAAUCAAUGUCAAAAAUUGAACUUACUUCAUACUUGGAACCCACGUAUCGAUCCCAUGUUUCACGAGUCAACAAAAGUCUGAUCCUUCAUGAUUCUCUCCAUGAAUCUUGACCUUUUUCUGCAAACUUCUGCUUUUCCUAUUCGAAUUCAUGGAGUUCAAGACUUCCGCGGAGCAUUUACUUUACAUCGAACUCCUUCCGUUGCCGGACAUCGUACUCAUCAACGCACGUGAACCCGUAGAUGACCUCGUCUUCACGUUUCUUGCCUAAAAUUCGGACCGAAAACAUUAGUUUUCGUUAAAAAAAUCUAAAAUACAGCUAAAUAUACACGAACCACAAACGAUUUAUUUAUAGAAAUUAUAAACACACUGAUCCACGAAUCCGACAAUUCGUCAACAACGCAACAAAUAAUUCUCGGCUCCAGCCGCAGAAAAAUUAUUUUUCUACCGUACACACGUACGAUUUCAAGUUAAUUUUGGUCCCGACGCGAUUUAUUUUAAAAAAUGGCCAAGUGUUCCCUAGUUAUGGCGACGCGCGUACUUUAAACAUAAAUGGCCUAACGUAUUGCUUUAGAAUUCGGCGGAUCUUUGAGUGCGGAAGAGUUGGCCAAGUUCGUCGAUGGAGGUGGAAACGUCCUUGUCACUGGCGACUCUAAGAUCGGAGAUGCUCUUAGGGACUUUGCUCUUGAGGUUGGAUUUGAAUUCGGUACGGAGGGAACCUUUGUGAUUGAUCACUUCAAUUAUGACGCCCGCCUUGAUGAUGGAACUCACACCGCUUUGGUUGUUCCAAAGACUCAAUUAAUUGAUGCUGAACUCAUUGCUGGCAAAAAGCUGAGCCCACUUUUGUAUAAGGGUAUUGCUUUGACCUACAACACCGAGAAUCCUCUUCGUCUUUCCGUUUUGACGGGAACGUUGACGUCUUACAACUUCAAUCCCAAGCAGAAGAUCAACGAAUACCCGCAGGCUAUUGGCCAGAAUACCGUUUUGGUUGGAGCUGUUCAAGCCAGAAACAAUGCCCGAGUUGUUUUGACUGGAUCUUUGGCUCUUUUCAGUGAUGAAUACAUUAAUGCACAGAUCCAGAAGAAUGGGGCCAAUCAGAAGUAAGCGCAUUUUUAGAUUGAACAUAGGAAGAGUAUAAGUCGUUUUCUACGUCUUAUAUAGGGUGUGUUAAAGUUUGUGGACGAAAAUGGAGGCCUAUAACUGCACGCAGAAAAAACUCCCAACUUUUCACGGGAAUCCACAAUUUUUUGGAAUGGAUUCCUCGGGUUUUUGCCUCGUUUCGGUUGAAAUGACAUUUGCGCUUAUAGUUCGUGCAGUUAGUAUGCCAAAAAUAGCUUUUCUGUAAUGCUCCUAGGAGAAACUAUGCGCUUACUCCGCAAAUUUUUAUACGCCCUGUAUUAGUAAGGAGCACUCUUAUUUAAUAAAUGCUUGCUUUUAGACCAGAGAAGAGCGGAAACGCUGAAUUCAUCACUGCCAUUACCAAAUGGGUUCUGAAGGAGAACGGCGUCCUUAGAGUGAAGUCUGUGAAACAUUCCAAGGUCGGGGAAACUACUGCUCCAAGAGAAUACACCAUCACCGAGGAUGUGGUAAGUCAUAAAUAACAUCUUCUUGAAUUUUAUUUUAGAAAUACGAAAUUGAAAUCGAAGAGCUCAAGGACGGCAAGUGGGCCCCAUUCCAAGCCAAGGAUGUCCAGCUCGAGUUCGUUAGAAUCGAUCCUUUUGUCAGAACCACCUUAAACAAUAAGAGUAAGAACAAUGUUGGACUGUAAUGUGUUUUUAGAUGGAAAACUGAGCACCCAAUUCAAACUCCCUGAUGUCUACGGUGUCUUUAAAUUCCUUGUUGAUUAUAAUAGAGUUGGUUACACCCAUUUGUAUGAUGUUAAACAGGUAUGUGACAGUAUCAAAGGAUGUAUCAUUGUUGUUUAGGUUGUUGUCCGUCCCUUCGAACACACUCAAUACGAACGUUUCUUGCCUGCUGCGUAUCCAUACUACGUCUCUUCCUUCUCAAUGAUGGUUGGCGUUGUUCUCUUUUCCUUCGUUUUCCUUUAUCACAAAGAACAGUCAAAGGAAACAACUGGCCAGGAUACCAAAAAAACCAAGUAG
Bursaphelenchus xylophilus (pine wood nematode) is the source of this 3255-nucleotide messenger RNA. Lineage: Eukaryota; Metazoa; Nematoda; Chromadorea; Rhabditida; Aphelenchoididae. The record is from the annotation of a GenBank genome assembly.